Catharus ustulatus (Swainson's thrush) is the source of this 1278-nucleotide messenger RNA. Its product is annotated as feather keratin B-4-like. The record is from RefSeq and is a predicted model, not a curated record. Gene Ontology annotation, cellular component: intermediate filament. Lineage: Eukaryota; Metazoa; Chordata; Aves; Passeriformes; Turdidae. Gene Ontology annotation, molecular function: structural constituent of cytoskeleton. The transcript is spliced from 3 exons. Bases 287 to 628 code for a protein of 113 amino acids.
GAAAUGCGGUGGUGAUGUUGUGUGCUCAUUAGGAAAUACGGUAGUUGUGUUGUGAUGCGCAGUUUGGAUUGCGGUAGCGCAUUUGUGAUUACGGUACUUGUGAUGCCCGUUGGGAAAUACGGUACUUUUGGGCAUGCGCGUUUAGAAACAUCUCAGUUCUGGUAUUAUGUGCUACUGGAAUUAAGGUAGUUGUGAUGCGCAUGAACGCUGGGAGAUACGGUAUGGGCGCGUACACCCUUGGAAAUACGGUAGUCAUGGCGCGCAGGAGCGUUUGGAAACGGUAGUCAUGAUGCGCACCGCGUUGAGAAAUACGGAAUUUGGCCGGCUGUCUCAGCAGGAUCGGCGGCUCCGCCGUGCCCGGGGCUCCGGGUGCUGCUCACAUGUUCUUUUUUUCCACGGCUGCGAGAGCUUCCUCACGUCCAACCCGCGGUUUUUUGGGGAGCAGAAGGACCCAAAACCCGUCGGGUUUUCUCCUCUGAGCUCCUUUGGGACGUGCGAGGAGGGGGAUGGAGGCUGGGAAAGGCAUCCAUUUCCAUUUCUCCUGAUGGAUCAUGAGUGGUGUUUUGGAAGGAGGAUGGCCAAGGCUGCUCUGACAGCAUCAGAUUUCAUCAGAGCCCCGUGUGGAUGAGCACAACUGCACCCAAGCCUUGAUUUGGGCAAGGGAAGGGCUUGUGCUGUGUUCUGGAAGGAAAAAUUACACCACUAGUUGUUUGGGCUGAAAUAUUUCCCUGAGUAAGUCUUGGCACCUUGGAGGGUCAUGUCUUUUGGGAUAAGUGGCUUGUCCAGACUGGAAAGAGGGUGAACACCAAACCCAAGGCCUGCUGGAACUUGUGAGCAAUUGACACUGGGUUCAGGCCAUGGAAGGUUUUGAACAGCCUCGGGAGAAGAAAGAUAAAAGGAGUCAUAGGAGGCUAGGAUGCAGGAAAACUUUAUUGAGGCAAAAAAAUGUAAAAAGCAGGAGAAUUACAUAAAAUGGAAAUGAUCUGAGGUGCAGCACAGAUCCUUUCAUUGCAGAUGGUUUGGCCAGAGCAUCAAAGCCUUUCUGCCCCACAGUGGGAGCAGCUCAGCAGAGGUACCUGAUGGUGUCUGGCUUCGGAGAAGCGGUUUGCAGCAGAGGGAGCUGGGCAGAGGUGAAGAGGCAAUGCAGAGCAUGGAGUGGGAGAAGAGGAGGAGGCAGACAGGCCAUGUUUGCAGGCAGCCUGGGCUGCCCCUUGGCUACUGCCUUGCUUGAUGUCCUGAGAGCAGGAGCUGGAAGCACUGAGCACAUUUGAGAGCCUU